AUGGAAGUUCUUGAUCGAUGCUGGUUCCAAUUUAUAAUACCAUUUGAUGGCCAACGGUCCCAAACUGCUAGGAAAUAUUUGACACAUGAGAGCCUUGUCGUCUGCAUGUGGCGUCAUAGCUUGCUUAUAAUGUCGGAUGUGAUCUGUGGGAUGGGGAAGCUGAAAAGACUCAUUCAACCUAGGGACAUUACCAUAAACAUUGGAAAGGAUGCCCCAAUUCCCGAAUGCCCUAUCCCUGGUGAAAGAUGGAAAGAAAUAAGGCAUGACAACACAGUUACAUGGCUUGCUUUUUGGAAUGAUCCAAUCAACCCAAAGGAAUUCAAAUACGUGUUCUUGGCAGCUAGCAGUUCUUUGAAAGGGCAAAGUGACAAGGAGAAAUAUGAGAAAUUAAGGAUGUUGAAGGACUACAUACAAGGCAUCAGAGCAACAUAUACUAAGGAUUUUGCUAGUAAGGAUAUCACAAGGCGGCAAAUAGCAGUUGCCACCUAUCUUAUUGAUAAACUAGCUCUCAGGGCAGGCAAUGAGAAGGUAUGGUGUAUGUAAUUGUUUUCAUCAUGUUUAUGUUUAUCU
Messenger RNA from Camellia sinensis, 570 nucleotides. NCBI's taxonomy places the organism in Eukaryota, Viridiplantae, Streptophyta, Magnoliopsida, Ericales, Theaceae. The record is from RefSeq and is a predicted model, not a curated record.